UAUCUCAGUGGCACCAGCUAUAUAACAAGUUCAAACCCCUCCUGCCUCCUUCAAUCCAUCCCUUAAUCCCAUUGAAAUUGUUGAAUCAUGCAGGAUUGUGAAGAAACUGCAGCUAAUGAUCUAAAGCCCUCCAGUGAUCCAACUGGGUGGAACGAUAACCAGAAUCUGAAGAAGAAAAUAGAGCAUCUGCAAAAGGCGCUGGACGAUCUGGUGAGCGUGAACUCCCUCUUCAGCUUCGCGAUGUUCGUCGGGAUAUCCUUCGCGAGCUCCAGCCCGCAUAGCCUCGAGACGCGGACACACUGCCGAGCCACCAGCCAGACGAGGAUGACGCUCCUGCUCAACGAGGUGGUGUCCUUCGUGUGCUUCCUCCUCUCAAGCCUCGUCGCCACGGCCCUCAAGAUGCACCUCUCCACGUACCUGGCACUCGGCCCCGAACGCAUCGCCGACUUAAAGAAUUUUUGGAUUAGUAACGUGAUGAGCCUGAUGAUCCUGGUGUCGACGUUGGGGUCGAUCCUGGGGUGUGUCUACUUGACGCUGUCGAUGGUCGACGUGGUCCGCGUGCUCCUCGGUAAUCUCACUUGCGGGAAAAGCGACACGAUUCAGGCCGCAGGGUGCUUGAUUGCCAUCAACUCCCUGGCCCUCGCCAUCUAUGUGCCCAUCAUGAUGCAGGCCAUCUUUCUAUCGUACUUCAAUCUUCAAAUAGCUGGACAAACAGGAACCUAACCUUAGUAGUAUUCUCUUCGCCAAUAUCAUCAUGUGUGGAUGCCGAUGAUAUUAAUCAGCUAUUAAUUAUCGCGAUGUUCGUUUCUUUCGUAUGUUACUUGCCCCAUGGCAAUCGGAUAAUCAUGUACCAUCGGCCUAUAUAAAAUGGAUUCUUAUU
Syzygium oleosum is the source of this 880-nucleotide messenger RNA. RefSeq lists its product as uncharacterized. The coding region runs from base 88 to 723 and encodes 211 amino acids. The transcript has 2 exons. The record is from RefSeq and is a predicted model, not a curated record. Lineage: Eukaryota; Viridiplantae; Streptophyta; Magnoliopsida; Myrtales; Myrtaceae.